Molecule: messenger RNA, 1086 nt
Organism: Aspergillus melleus
Lineage: Eukaryota; Fungi; Ascomycota; Eurotiomycetes; Eurotiales; Aspergillaceae
Exons: 2
Coding region: 1-1086 (361 amino acids)
Biological process (GO): intracellular polyamine homeostasis; transmembrane transport
Molecular function (GO): polyamine transmembrane transporter activity
Source: RefSeq, a predicted model, not a curated record
AUGAUGCGAAUGUUGAGCGGCGGAGCAUCCGCCUCUGUCCAGGCAGUCGGUGCAGGCACGAUCGCUGAUCUUUGGGAAACCCACGAGCGGGGACGUGCCAUGAGUAUCUUCUAUCUAGGCCCGCUAUGCGGACCACUACUGGCCCCAAUUAUUGGAGGUGCACUGGCUCAAAGAUGGGGCUGGAGGAGCACCUUGUGGUUCCUUGCCGUAUACGGGGCAAUCACUGUCAUUUUCAUAUGCCUCGCUCUUCCUGAGACCCUAGUGACGUCGAAGACUCCUAACACGGAUGAGGAGCAACAGGAAGCCGUUGGGCGUCAGCUGAGCCGAGUGUCUUCCCGGCAGGUGGUGCAGUUCACCACCAAGUGGCUGAGAAUCCUCAAGAUGGUGUUUAUUGACCCCCUCAAGAUCGUCCUCUACCUACGAUAUCCGCCUGUAUUUCUGACUGUGUACUAUGCAAGCAUUACAUUUGGCUCGCUCUAUGUAUUGAACGUGAGUAUUGAGCAUACCUUUGGAAGCAGUCCCUAUAACUUUUCUACGAUCAUUGUUGGUCUUCUUUACAUCCCAAACUCUGUGGGAUACAUGGUAGCGAGCUCGUUUGGCGGGCGAUGGAUGGACGAAAUCAUGCAACGCGAAGCCCGAAAGGCGGAGAGAUACGAUGAUAAUGGCAAACUGAUAUAUCAUCCCGAGGACCGUAUGCGGGAGAAUGCCUGGCUCGGUGCUUUGCUUUAUCCCGCGGCGUUAAUCUGGUAUGGAUGGACUGCGGAUCGCGGGGUGUUUUGGCUUGCACCGAUGAUUGCCAACUUCUUUUUCGGCAUUGGGUCGAUGCUUAUUUUUAGUAUGGCAACGACGAUGUUGACGGAAUUUAUGCCCAAGAAAUCGUCUGCAGGGGUUGCCUUAAACAAUUUUAUGCGGAACAUCUUCUCGUGUGUUGGGUCCCUGGUUACGGCCCCAAUCAUCGAUGCAAUCGGAAACGGGUGGCUUUUUACGAUUCUUGGGUUGGUGGCCUUCGCUAGCAGCUCUGUUCUCUUCGCCAUGAAGAUCUUUGGGCCUCGUUGGAGAAAAUCAAUGGAUGCGCUAAGCCAUUGA